AUGUUGAACAAGGCCAACAGGUGGAAUGUUGCACAAGGCCAAAGAGAGAAAUCUCAGAAGCCAGAGGCUCCACAUGCACUCCCACAACUCGUCCCAUCGCCUCUGCCUGCUCCUGAGGCUGUUCCUGCUGCUGAUACGCUGGGUUUUACAAAUUCACGAGGCACAUACUUAUCAAGCUUUUUGACUUUUCCAAUUUACUUCAAAUGCCGAAUGACCACAGAAUGGCUGAUAUUCAGUUCUUCGGCAACUUCUUGUAUAAGAAGGUCAGCUUUGAUAACUGCUCUCAAUUGGUCGUUGUCUACUUUGGUGCCUGGCUACUUCAUUCCUCAUCUUCAAGGCUCUUGUGUCCUUUGUAAAACUUCUCGAACUAUUAUUGCCAGCUUUCUCCUGAGGGUCAACGAGAAAGAGAUUGUGAGAUCACGUACUAUAGGUGAACUUCUAGCUCCAGCAGCUCCUUUUGACAAGAAAUGUGGUCGUGAAAAUUGGACUGUUGCUUCUGCUCCAGAUGGUUCACACUUUGCAUGGUCACAAGGACAUCGUACAGAAAAGCUUGUUCCAUGGUCCCAGUGCCUUAAAAACUUUCUUUUGCAUGGCACCAAGAAUGAUACCAAUUCAAGCAGUUUAAGACAAAAUAGUUACAGUGGACAGAAAAGUAAUCCUCGUGAACAUAUUAUAGACUGUGGUGAUAUAGUCUGGAGUCUUGCUUUCGGGUGUUUGGUUACAGUAAAACAGAGUCUUUGUGUAAAUAUAGAAUGGCAUCCAUUCAGAUUUGGACAAAAUCAGCUGCACCUUGCCACAGGUCUAAACGAUGGACGUAUCAAAAUAUGGGAUGUAUAUACAGGGAAACUCCUCCUUAACUUGCUAGAUCAUACUGAAGUGGUCAGAGAUUUAACUUUAGCUCCAGAUGGUAGCUUGAUACUAGUGUCAGCUUCAACAGACAAAACUCUCAGAGUAUGGGACCUGAAAGAUGAUGGAAACAUUAUGAUGUUGAGAGGGCAUCAGAAAUGGCUGUACAGUUGUGCAUUCUCUCCCGACUCUUCUAUGCUAUGUUCAGUUGGAGCCAGUAAAGCAGUUUUCCUUUGGAAUAUGGAUAAACAUACCAUGAUACGCAAACUAGAAGGAUAUCACAAUGAUGUUGUAGCUUGUGACUUUUCUCCUGUUGGAGCAUUACUGGCCAUAGCAUCUUACGAUACUCGAGUAUAUGCCUGGGAUCCACAUAAUGGAGAAAUUCUGAUGGAAUGUGGGCACCUGUUUCCCCCACCUAUUCCAAAUUUUGCUGGAGGAGCAGAUGACCAAUGGGUACAAUCCGUAUCUUUUAGUCAUGAUGGACUGCAUGUUGCAAGCAUUGCUGAUGAUAAAAUAGUGAGGUUCUGGAGAAUUGAUGAGGAAUAUCCAGUCCAAGUCGCACCUUUGAGCAAUGGUUUUUGCUGUACCAUUUCUACUGAUGGCAGUGCUUUAGCUGCUGGAACACAUGAUGGAAGUGUGUAGUUUUGGGCCACUCCAAGGCAAGUGCCUAGCCUUCAACGUUUAUGUCGCAUGUCAAUUCAAAGAGUGAUGCCCACUCAAGAAGUCCAAGAGCUGCCGGUUCCUUCCAAAGUUUUUAGAGGAAUUUGCCUUUCCUGGUUACAACCUCUCAUAGAAACCAAGAGAAUUCAGGAGGAAAAACUGCAAGAAAUUGAAUAUGCAGGCACAGUGCAGAAUGAUGAACACUCAGCAUCAUUGAGAGUAACUAUUUACAAGGAGGAACAGCAGUAUGCAUUAUUAUCCCAGUUCCAGCAGCUCUUUAGUCAAUUUAUGAGAAACCACCUCUUCAAUUCCAGCCUCAUCUACACUAGGUUAAAGUUCUUAGCCAUGUCAACCCUUGCCUUGCCGAUUUUUGCAACCUCUUCAUUUGUUGAAAAUCCUUCUACAUCAUGGACAACCGUCAUGAGUGUAUUCUUCUAG
Tupaia belangeri chinensis (Chinese tree shrew) is the source of this 1944-nucleotide messenger RNA. Its product is annotated as WD repeat and SOCS box-containing protein 1-like. Gene Ontology annotation, molecular function: protein binding. The record is from RefSeq and is a predicted model, not a curated record. Gene Ontology annotation, biological process: intracellular signal transduction; protein polyubiquitination. Lineage: Eukaryota; Metazoa; Chordata; Mammalia; Scandentia; Tupaiidae.